CUCGCCGCGCAGGAGGGCUCUCCGCAGGGAGUGCUGCCCAGCCCUCGCCCCGGGGACUCCGCGCUCGGCUCUGCAGCCACGGGUCCAGGAUGCCAGCCGUCCAGCUGCUGCUUCUGGCCUGCCUGCUGUGGGGUGUGGCGACCAGGCCAGCCGAGCUCCGGAAGGCCGACGACCGGAGCGGCCGGUGCCAUUACACCUUCAGUGUGGCCAGCCCCGAGGAGUCCAGCUGCCCCGAGCAGGGCCAGGCCAUGCCAGCCAUCCAGGACCUGCAGCGGGACCACAGCGCCCAGCGUGCCGACCUGGAGAGCCUCAAGGCCAGGCUCAGCUCCCUGGAGGGCCUCGUGCACCAGCUGACCUCGGCCCAGGCCGCCGGGCCCUCGGGGGCCCUGGAGGGGCCGCCGGUGGAGCUGAGCACCCUGAGGAGGGAGCGGGAGCAGCUGGAAGCCCAGACCAGAGAGCUGGAGGCAGCCUACAGCAACCUCCUCCGGGACAAGUCGGUGCUGGAGGAAGAGAAGAGGCAGCUGAGGGAGGAGAAUGAGGACCUGGCCCGGAGGCUGGAAAGCAGCAGCCAGGAGAUGGAAAGGCUGAGGAGGGGCCAGUGUCCCCCAGCCCGCAGCCCCCCUCAGGAAGUGCCGCCAGGCUCCCAGGCAGUUCCUGGGUGGAAUUUGCAGAACCUAGACUUCCAGGAACUGCAGUCGGAGUUCACGGAGGUCCCUGCUGCCCGAAUCUUGAAGGAGAGCCCACCUGGCCAUCCUGGGAGUGAAGAAGGGGACACAGGAUGCGGAGAACUGGUCUGGGUGGGCGAGCCAGUCACUCUGAGAACAGCUGAAACCAUCACGGGCAAGUAUGGCGUGUGGAUGAGAGACCCCAAGCCCGUGCACCCCUACACCCGGGAGACCACCUGGCGCAUCGACACAGUGGGCACGGGCGUCCGCCAGGUGUUUGAGUAUAGCCUGGCCAGCCAGUUCGCGCAGGGCUACCCUUCCAAGGUCCACGUGCUGCCCAGGCCACUGGAGAGCACAGGCGCCGUGGUCUAUGCGGGGAGCCUCUACUUCCAGCGGGCGGAGUCCAGGGCGGUGAUCCGGUACGAGCUGAGCACCGAGACCGUCAAGGCUGAGAAGGACAUCCCCGGAGCCGGCUACCACGGCCAGUUCCCGUACUCCUGGGGCGGCUACACUGACAUCGACCUGGCCGUGGACGAGUCGGGCCUCUGGGUCAUCUACAGCACCGAGGCGGCCAAGGGGGCCAUCGUCCUGUCCAGGCUGAACCCCGAGAGCCUGGAAUGUGAGCAGACCUGGGAGACCAACAUCCGGAAGCAGUCGGUCGCCAACGCCUUCGUCAUCUGCGGCACCUUGUACACCGUCAGCAGCUACUCAUUGCCCGAUGCCACCGUCAACUUUGCGUUCGACACGGGCACGGGAAGCAGCAAGGCCCUGGCCGUGCCAUUCAAGAACCGCUACAAGUACAACAGCAUGAUCGACUACAACCCCCUGGAGAAGCAGCUCUUCGCCUGGGACAACUUCAACAUGGUCACCUACGACACCAGGCUCUCCACAAUGUGAAACGCCACCUGAGAUGGCAGAAACGGCAGGAGGAAGAGGUGUUCAGGGCUCCCAGGGGGCCGGCCGGCCAGCUGAGGCCCACACAGCUUCCCUCUGCUUUCCAUGCUCUCGUUAAUCCGGCGGAAGGUGCGGCAUCACCGUGUCUGACGCUGCGGCGACCGCGCUCUGGGCACUUAAGAGUCUCACAGCAGCUAGGCUUUCCUUCCGGCAGCUUUUAAAGGGAUGUUUAGCAAAAAUAGUUUAAGUUUUCUGGUGAUCUGGGGCAAAAGCUAUAAUGCGUAGUCAUUCCUUCAUGGAGACCACAAGGCUUUUUAUAAAGGGCCUUCGCUGGCUGAAGAGGGUGUUCGGAGAGGGGCGCAGGGGAGCAGGCUGGGCCCCAGGGGAAGCCGGGCCACCCGCUGUGCUUUCACGCGGCCGGCCAGUUGGCCGGCCGGUCAGCAGGGCCCGCGACAGGAAGUGGCCCUCGUGCGGGGAGAGGCGAGCUUGGGCCCGCACUCAGCUUCUUUAAGAUGCACUGACAAUAGUUGGCUUCUCAUGCUUCAGGGAAAGCCCAGGUGGGUAUUCUGUAACCUUUGCCUGUGCAAUAAAGUGAUCAUGCGCACCA
Molecule: messenger RNA, 2166 nt
Organism: Pteronotus mesoamericanus
Lineage: Eukaryota; Metazoa; Chordata; Mammalia; Chiroptera; Mormoopidae
Gene: MYOC
Product: myocilin
Exons: 3
Coding region: 90-1562 (490 amino acids)
Biological process (GO): osteoblast differentiation; signal transduction
Cellular component (GO): Golgi apparatus
Source: RefSeq, a predicted model, not a curated record